GAUCAGCCAGCUGUAUUUUGAUUUUGGAGAUUUUCUUAUUUUUUUUAUGUAAUAAUCUGUUCAUCUUGAGGCUCGAGUGAAUGAAUGAAAUGAGGCAUGGUUCCAAAGAGCAUGGCGUUUGUGAUGCAACUUGAAGACAAACUCCAAGAAAACUGUUCUUGUUAUAAUUUGCAUUUCUCAACUUUCCAUCAGGGCCAGGCUGUGAAUAUUGCUGCGGGUGAGGAUGGCGCUUCUUCCUUGAACCCUUUUUCUUACGCGAAUGCGAGCUCCCUGGCCUUACCGAUGCCCAUUACUUUCUUCAACUACGUGGUACUGUUAUUCUUCUAUUACUUCUAUUUUUUAGGAUUUUUAGAUUUUUUAUGAUUGCAAUGUUUUGAUUGGAAGCAUCAAAAUUAAAACCCAUGUUCUUAUACUGCUCUUCGAUCAUUGUAUCCACAGUCUUCACUUUUCAUACACCAACAGGAGGGAUCGACCACCAACUUCGGCGUUGGCAAGCGCGCUAACAUGGAU
Molecule: messenger RNA, 510 nt
Organism: Amoebophrya sp. A25
Lineage: Eukaryota; Dinophyceae; Syndiniales; Amoebophryaceae
Source: the annotation of a GenBank genome assembly